UUGCCAUUCUGCUCACCAGAGCAUGUUACCGAAAAGACGGAAGCCCUUGGGGAAGUUCUAAAUGGUGAUCGUUUGGUCGAUGCACCAUACGAAUUAAAUUUUCUGGAGGAGCAGCGGUCAAAGUCUCUUUGUAAAAAAAACUUGUCAAAAGAAGAUGUUGCAAAGUUCAGACAUGCUGUAUCAAAGGACUAUUACUUUGAAAUGUAUUAUGAUGAUCUUCCUUUAUGGGGUUUCCUGGGCAAGAUUGAGGGGGUCAAGACUGAUUCGGGCAAAGACAAGUACUUUCUCUUUAAACACAUCCACUUUAAUAUCCUUUACAAUGAUGAUCGGGUCAUAGAGAUCAAUGUACAAACGGACCCCAAUAUUAAUGUGGAUAUCUCGGAGGAUAGGAAAUUGGAUGUCGAGUUUUUAUAUUCUGUGACAUGGAAAAAUACUGACAUAUCUUUUGGAGAAAGCAUGGCAAAGUACUCAAAGACAUCCUCUAUGCCUCAAUAUUUAGAGAUUCAUUGGUUCUCAAUUGUUAAUUCAUAUGUGACUGUCCUUCUGACUGGGUUUCUUGCUACGAUUCUCAUGCGUGUGCUCAAAAAUGAUAUUUUAAGAUAUUCUCUCAUUGAGGAGUCUCUUGAAGAUCAAGAGGAUUCUGGAUGGAAACAUAUCCUUGGAGACGUCUUCCGAUUUCCAAAGAACAUGUCUUUGUUUUCAGUUAUUAUUUGUUCUGGAACUCAGCUCCUUGUUCGUUAUACAAUGUUCAUCUUCCUUCUUGCACUUGUUGGUGUGUUCUACCCAUACAAUCGGGGAGCCCUUUACACAGCUCUUGUUGUCAUCUAUGCUCUGACUUCUGGUAUCGCUGGUUACACUGCGAGCUCCUUCUAUAUGCAGUUCGAAGGGACUAAUUGGGUGAGGAAUUUGUUGUUGACUGGCUGCUUAUUUUGUGGUCCCUUGUUCUUGACAUUCUUCUUCCUGAACACUGUUGCUAUUACAUAUAUCGCAACUGCAGCUCUGCCAUUUGGAACCAUCCUUGUGAUUCUACUUAUAUGGGCAUUGGUUACUUCCCCUUUGCUCAUAUUGGGUGGGGUUACUGGUAAAAACAGCAAAACUGAAUUCCAAGCUCCAUGCCGUACCAACAAGUACCCAAGAGAAAUUCCUGAAUUGGCAUGGUAUCGAGGCACCAUACCUCAGAUGGCAAUGGCAGGAUUCCUUCCUUUUAGUGCCAUCUAUGUAGAACUCUACUAUAUAUUUGCUAGAGUGUGGGGUCACAACAUAUAUACAAUAUAUAGUAUGCUUUUUAUUGUUUUCAUCAUUCUUAUAAUUGUCACAGCGUUCAUCACUGUUGCAUUGACAUAUUUCCAACUUGCAGCAGAGGAUCAUGGGUGGUGGUGGAGGUAAGUAUCUGGCCUUCUCCUUUGUACUAGAUAAUUCUACCAUUCAGUUGGUCUAGCAUAGACACUGCAGUCUGUUUUUGCAUCUUGAAACUGUUGUGCUUGAACAUAUUUGUAAAUGCGGUACCUCUUUUGUCAUUUAGUUGUCUUGAGUCGAGAGUUCUUUGAAUCAUGUCAUACAUUAAGGUUUUAUUUCAGUUCCUCUUUCAAGAACUUCUAAUGUUAUUUCAUUCAUUUUAAUUGACACGGUU
Molecule: messenger RNA, 1630 nt
Organism: Musa acuminata subsp. malaccensis (wild Malaysian banana)
Lineage: Eukaryota; Viridiplantae; Streptophyta; Magnoliopsida; Zingiberales; Musaceae
Source: RefSeq, a predicted model, not a curated record